Molecule: messenger RNA, 477 nt
Organism: Acanthosepion pharaonis
Lineage: Eukaryota; Metazoa; Mollusca; Cephalopoda; Sepiida; Sepiidae
Source: the annotation of a GenBank genome assembly
AUGUCUAUAGCGGGGGUCAUUUACUCUCUUUUUUUUUUUUCUUUAUUUUGUUCAUUUUUUUGUCUUGUUUACGCAUUUGUUUUUAUUUCCUUAUCCAUCUUCUUUCUUUCUUUUCUUUCUUUCUUUCUUUCUUCUACCAUCUCUUUCCCCCCUCUAUUUCUCUCUCUCUCUUUCUUUCUUCAUUUUUCUUUGUUUCUUGUAAAAUUUCUUUCUUUUAUCUUUUUCUCUCUCCUUUCUUUCUUUCUUUCUUUUUUCUUUCUUUCUUUCUCUCUUCUAAAUCUUCUUUCUCAUUUUCGGCUAUCUUUUCUUUCUUACUUUCUAACAGAUAUUUCUCUUUCUUGCUUUAUUUUAUUUUAUUUUCUUUCGCUUUCCAUUCCUUUUUUUUUCAUUCUUUAUUUUCUGCUCUUCCACCAACAGGUAACCAUUACUGAUUCUGUUAUUAUUAUUUCUUCGACAUGUCUUUCUCUUCGUUUUUAA